UCAGGCCGGCUGCGGGAAGGCUAGUCCCGGUGGCGCUGCCUGGGGCUGGCUCGUCCCGCGGCGCUGGGAAGCAUCCCGGAGCGUCCGGGCUCCCUCAGCGCCCGGCACCGCGCGGCGCCCCGCUCCUUCCCCUGGGGCUGGCGGGCUCUGCCUGGAGCCGCCGCGCCGCCCGCUCUGCGCUGCCGCCGGGCCCCGCUGCCGCCCGCCCGCCCCGGCAGCCGCGGCGGGGCGUAAACGGGCGUCCCGCUGCGCUGCUCCCCUCAGCUCUAUGGAGCCGCGAGCGGGGGGACACGGCGGUUCUGCAGCGGGACCAAUGGCGCGAACGGGCUGGGGACGCUCCGGCCGCAUUCGCUGCCCGUUCCCCGGUGCGGGGCGGCCGCGGUUCCCGUCCCGCCGUCACACGCUGCAGCCAAGUGCGGGCUCUUCCGGUCACACAACAAUUCCAAGGUUGAAGGUUUUAUGGAGUUUAUCACGCUUGGACGUACGAGUGUUUCUCACCGUGCCUUAGUAGCUUCAUGAUCCAGCUGAGUUUCCAAAAAGCGCAUCUGCAAGUUUUAUACUUUAUUCUACUGGAAAGCCAUACUGCUCUGUUCCUCUGCGUUUUGAUUUGAUAUUAGAUAUGCAAGAUGUCUUCAGCAGAUUUUACUCAAAGUAGCUGAGAAGAGCUGGAAUUCAAGAUGAGAACGAACAAGGUGUACAAGCUCGUCAUACAUAAGAAGGGUUUUGGAGGCAGUGAUGAUGAACUGGUGGUGAAUCCUAAAGUAUUUCUGCAAAUCAAGCUGGGGGAUGUUGUGGAAAUUGCACAUCCCAAUGAUGAAUACAGUCCCCUGCUGUUACAAGUGAAGUCACUUAAGGAAGAUUUGCAGAAAGAAACUAUAAGCGUGGAUCAGACAGUUGCACAAGUGUUCCGACUGCGGCCGUACCAGGAUGUCCAUGUUAACGUUGUUGACCCAAAGGAAGUGACCUUAGACUUGGUGGAGCUGACCUUUAAAGAUCAGUAUAUUGGGCGUGGGGAUAUGUGGCGGCUGAAGAAAAGUUUGGUCAGCACGUGUGCAUAUGUCACCCAAAAAGUUGAAUUUGCGGGUAUCAGGGCGCAGGCAGGUGAACUGUGGGUCAAGAAUGAGAAAGUCACUUGUGGAUACAUCAGUGAGGACACCCGGGUGGUCUUCCGCUCCACUUCUGCCAUGGUUUAUAUUUUUAUCCAGAUGAGCUGUGAAAUGUGGGAUUUUGAUAUUUAUGGGGACCUAUACUUUGAGAAAGCCGUGAAUGGUUUCCUUGCUGACCUCUUCACCAAAUGGAAGGAGAAGAAUUGCAGCCAUGAAGUGACAGUGGUUCUAUUUUCUAGAACGUUUUAUGAAGCAAAAUCUAUAGAUGAGUUUCCUGAAACACAUCGUGCAUCAAUUCGACAGGAUCAUGAGGGCAGAUUUUAUGAAGAUUUUUACAAAGUUGUAGUUCAGAAUGAGAGACGAGAAGAGUGGACAUCAUUGCUUGUGACCAUUAAAAAGCUUUUCAUCCAGUAUCCUGUGUUGGUACGACUAGAGCAAGCAGAGGGAUUUCCUCCAGGUUACAAUUCUACCUCAGCACAGGGGAACUACCUGGAGGCCAUAAAUCUUUCAUUCAAUGUGUUUGACAAGCAUUACAUAAACCGGAACUUUGAUCGGACUGGCCAGAUGUCUGUGGUUAUCACACCUGGUGUGGGUGUAUUUGAAGUUGAUCGACACCUUAUGAUUCUAACCAAACAGCGGAUGAUAGACAAUGGGAUAGGUGUGGACUUGGUGUGCAUGGGAGAACAACCAUUGCAUGCUGUACCACUCUUUAAGCUCCAUAAUCGCUGUGGACCUGGCGAUUCCAGACUGUGUGAUGACUACAAUAUUCCACACUGGAUAAACCAUAGUUUCUACACGUCCAAAAGCCAGCUCCUGUGCAACAGCUUCACCCCACGGAUCAAGCUGGCAGGAAGGAAACCGCUGACUGAGAAAGCAAAAAAUAACCGAGAUGCCUCGUUAGGGGCUCCAAAAGAUGCUGAGAAUGCCUUGCCCAUCCAGGUGGAUUAUGAUGGCUACGAUGCUCAGGUGUUCAGACUGCCAGGCCCCUCCAGAGCCCAGCGCUGUACCACAUUCAGCAGGUCUGUGAGGGAGAGAGAAAGUCGCACCAGAAAGAGCUCCAGUUCCUACGACGUGUCGUGCAGCCCGUCCCUGCAGAGCCGCACGCUGCCCUCGGAGGAGGUGAGGAGCCAGGCUUCUGACGACAGCUCGCUGGGCAAGAUCUCCAACAUCCUGAUGAUCCCACGGCCUCAUCUGCACCAGUGUGAAGUCAGCAGCUCCUUGGGCUAUACCAGCACCAGAGAUGUGCUUGAGAGCAUGCUGGAGUCUCAGCAACGUGACUCCAGUGCCCCUGGGAGGUUCCAUGUUGGCAGCGCAGAAUCCAUGCUGCACAUUCGGCCGGGGGGAUACACACCCCAGCGGGCGCUGAUCAACCCGUUUGCCCCGUCCCGCAUGCCCAUGAAGCUGACAUCGAACAGGAGGCGUUGGAUGCACACGUUUCCUGUGGGUCCAUCAGGAGAAGCAAUCCAGAUCCAUCACCAAACCCGUCAGAACAUGGCAGAGAUGCAGGGCAGCGGGCAGCAGGAUCUGACCCAUUCCUCUGCUGAGCUGCUGGAGCUGGCGUACCACGAGGCCACGGGCAGACACGUCAGCUCUCGGCAUCCCGGUGACGGUGCUUCUUUCCUGAGCUUCAGCGGCACAGAAGAGUUCUCCAAUGGUCUGGCUGGGGGCAACGGUGCAGGGAUGAACCUCAAAACCCAGAACAAGGAUUCCUUGGAAGAUGCCGUCUCUAACUCUCCAGAUCCAAUUCUGACGCUGUCUGCUCCCCCCGUAGUGCCAGGCUUCUGUUGUACAGUCGGAGUGGACUGGAAAUCCCUUACUACUCCGGCAUGUCUCCCCCUCACCACGGACUACUUCCCCGACCGGCAGAGCCUGCAGAACGAUUACACGGAGGGUUGCUAUGAUCUCCUUCCAGAAGCUGACAUGGACAGGAGAGAUGAGGAAGGAGUGCAGAUGACAGCCCAACAGGUGUUUGAGGAGUUUAUUUGUCAGCGACUCAUGCAAGGCUAUCAAAUUAUUGUGCAAUCCAAACCACAGAAACCAGCCACAACAGUGCCACCCCCGCUCAGCAGCAGCCCCCUUUACAGCAGAGGACUGGUAUCAAGAAACCGACCUGAGGAAGAAGAUCAGUACUGGCUGAGUAUGGGCCGUACUUUCCACAAAGUAACAUUAAAAGACAAAAUCAUUACUGUGACCCGAUACCUGCCAAAGUAUCCAUAUGAAUCUGCUCAGAUAAACUACACAUACAGCUUGUGCCCCUCACACUCUGACUCUGAAUUUGUCUCUUGCUGGGUAGAAUUUUCCCAUGAGAGACUUGAAGAGUACAAGUGGAAUUACUUGGAUCAGUAUAUCUGCUCUGCUGGCUCUGAGGAUUUCAGGCAACUGUGCCGAACUCUGUCCUGUCUUACAUCUUCUAUCAGCCUUAUUGAAUCACUGAAAUUUUGGAGGACCCGCUUUCUGCUUCUGCCUGCCUGCAUCAGUGCCACGAAGCGCAUUAUGGAGGGAGAAGUGCACUGCGAUGUGUACGGUGACAAGCCCCGUUCUGACGAGGAGGAGUGGCAGCUCUUAGACGGAUUCAUUCGCUUCGUGGAGGGGUUGAACCGCAUUCGCCGACGCCAUCGAUCUGAUCGAAUGAUUCGAAAAGGGUCUGCCAUGAAAGGCUUGCAGAUCGCUGGUCCGAUUCCCACCCACUCUCUGGACCAGCAGCCUGGGCCCCCCAUUGGGAAGAAGGGAACCUCGGCCCUCUCGGCUCUGCUGCAGAUGGAAGCCAGUCAGAAGACGCUGGGGGAGCAACAAGCAGCAAUGCUUGCUGGGAAGAGCUCUGGGCCUUCGGAGAGUGGGAGCAUUGCUAUCACACCCACCUAUAUGGACAGCCCUCGGAAGGAUGGGGCCUUCUUUAUGGAUUUUGUUCGCAGCCCACGUACAACUUCAACCUUCUACUCCCAGGUCUCUGUAGACCAAUCAGUUCCUGCAACCUCAGAGGGCAACACAUUGAUAAACCAGGGGCAGUUACCCGAUCGGAGCAAUGCACAGACCUUGGGAAGUUCCCAGAGCGUCGUAGACCAAGGAUAUCCCACAGCUGGUGCUGCGGAGGCCAGCUCUCAGCAGUGUUCAGCAAGCACUCUGACAUCCUCCUCCACCUUGAUAGAGAUUCUCGAAGCCAUGAAACACCCCACCACAGGGAUCCAGCUGCUCUCUGAACAGAAGGGCCUCUCUCCGUACUGCUUCAUCAGCGCAGAGGUUGUGCACUGGCUGGUGAAUAACGUGGAGGGCGUGCAAACCCAAGCCAUGGCGAUCGACAUCAUGCAGAAAAUGCUAGAAGAGCAGCUUAUUGUCCACGCAUCUGGAGAAGCUUUACGAACCUUUAUUUAUGGCUUUUAUUUUUACAAGAUUGUUAUGGACAAAGAACCAGACCGAGUGGGCGUGCAGCAGCCUGCGAUGUGGCACACGGCGGCUGUGGAUGAUUUCUCCGCUUUCCAGAGGAAAUGGUUUGAGGUGGCGUUUGUGGCAGAAGAGCUCCUGCACUCGGAAAUCCCGGCGUUCUUCCUGCCCUGGCUGCCCAGCCGCCCAGCCUCCUAUGCAAGUAGGCACAGUUCCUUUAGCCGCAGUUUCGGAGGACGGAGCCAGGCAGCUGCGCUAUUAGCUGCCACAGUGCCUGAGCAACGGACGGUGACGCUUGAUGUGGAUGUGAACAACCGCACUGACCGCUUGGAGUGGUGCAGUUGUUAUUACCAUGGCAAUUUCUCCCUGAAUGCUGCCUUUGAAAUCAAGUUACACUGGAUGGCAGUGACUGCAGCUGUUCUUUUUGAGAUGGUUCAGGGUUGGCAUCGGAAAGCCACAUCCUGUGGUUUCUUGCUGGUUCCAGUCUUGGAAGGCCCGUUUGCUUUGCCCAGUUACUUAUACGGAGACCCACUUCGAGCUCAGUUGUUCAUCCCUCUCAACGUUAGCUGCUUGCUGAAGGAGGGUAGUGAGCAUUUGUUUGAUGGCUUUGAACCAGAAACUUACUGGGACCGUAUGCAUCUCCUCCAGGAAGCAAUAGCGUACAGAUUCGGAUUUGUGCAAGAUAAAUACUCGGCCUCUGCAUUCAACUUCCCAGCUGAGAACAAGCCCCAGUAUAUCCAUGUCACAGGGACAGUGUUUUUGCAGCUACCGUAUUCCAAGAGGAAAUUUUCUUGCGGGCAGCAGCGGCGCCGGCGCAACUCCACUAGCUCCACCAACCAGAACAUGUUUUGUGAAGAGCGCAUUGGCUACAACUGGGCCUACAACACCAUGCUGACGAAAACGUGGCGAUCCAGUGCCACUGGGGAUGAGAAGUUUGCUGAUCGGUUGCUGAAAGACUUCACUGACUUUUGCUGGAACAAAGAUAGCCGGCUUGUUUUGUUCUGGACCGACUGUCUAGAUAAGAUGCACGCUAGUGCUCCGUGAAACAGGGCGGUAUCUCUGCGGGAGACAGCUAGAAUCUUUACCUUGGGGCAAGGAAAUAGAGGUGAAGGAUGACAGGAUAAAAGUCUGUUGGAUUCAUCUUGAGGCUCCAAGAGGACCUGAUCAAUAUUGCUGUUGAUAUUCAACAGAAUUUGAUUAAGCCUUUGGAAAAAGAAUCUGAGCUCUUGGCUUGCCAAUAUCUAUCACCUGACCUCAGCUUGGUCUCAAGUAGUUGCAGUCUUUGAUUGCCAAGACUUCAGUUAGAGCGGAGGUGAAGGAGGGAACAUGCAAAUGGUUUUCAAGGGCAGUUAGAUUGAGCACAGAGUGUGAUGGUAGCAGCGUAUCAUCGCUGGAAAUGAUUGGUGCCGUUUGCAUCUGAUGUGCCUGAGGGCAAGCUGCCUCUUUCCCUUUUGAGGUGUACCUGGUCGUGUGAAUAUGUAAGAUAAAAUAUGAGAAACUUGUUAAAUUUCACACAUGUAAAUAAGUAAAAAUGCAGAAAAUCAA
This is a messenger RNA of Columba livia (rock pigeon), 6029 nucleotides long. RefSeq names its product DEP domain containing 5, GATOR1 subcomplex subunit (gene DEPDC5). Lineage: Eukaryota; Metazoa; Chordata; Aves; Columbiformes; Columbidae. The record is from RefSeq and is a predicted model, not a curated record. Gene Ontology annotation, molecular function: GTPase activator activity. The transcript is spliced from 43 exons. Bases 678 to 5528 code for a protein of 1616 amino acids. Gene Ontology annotation, cellular component: lysosomal membrane; GATOR1 complex. Gene Ontology annotation, biological process: negative regulation of TORC1 signaling; positive regulation of autophagy; cellular response to amino acid starvation.